UGCAACGAUCGGCUUUUUUUGCAACGCCGGGGACAGUCUCUGGCAUGGCUCCUGGGGCAAGUGCUUGCCACGGGGCUCAUCCAGGCCGUGAGCGUUGACGAAGCCCUGCCUUUAUUCGCAGAUAGUAGCUGUAAACAGUUGAAGAUAAUGAAGAUAAUGCAUAGUACAGAAUCAACUUGUUUCUGCUACAUUCCAAAUGGAGCAAUGCACUUACAAAAUACUUGGUCAACUGUUCAGGUGUCCAUAAACAGCACUGAAUUAUUUCAAGUGAUGUAUAUCCCAGAUGAAUAUGAAUGCCAACAUUCUGAACAUUUCCUCGAUUUUUUGAAGUGCCUGAUUAGCAAUAUUUGGCAGCCUAGUGUGUCUAAUCAAACGAUCAUGACAGUGGACCAGUAUGUUGGCAAAACAUGUUUCAGGAUCAAACCAACAAAUAAAGUACUCUUCACUGUGAGCGUACAACAAAAGAUGUUGGAUUGCAAACUCGUUCUGUUAUUUGUUGCUGGUGGACUUCUUUUUCAUUUUGCCUAUAACCUGAGUAGGAGUAAUAUCUUCUAUUAUUGUGCUGGGAUAGCAUUUGGCAUUUUCAUGCCUCUAGUCUUUCUCAUUUUCAUGCUUAAAAGAUUUAUUCCCAAGCAAAGCACCUUCUGGAUUUUAAUGAGUGGAUGCUGGUUCUCUUCUCUGUAUGUGUUCUAUGUUUCAAGAGAAAAACUGAAAUGGAUGUGGAAUAAUUCUACAUAUUAUAUACUGGGGUAUACUUUAUCAGUUGGAUUGAUCUCUUUUGCUAUUUGCAAGAAGCAUGGGCCACUCAGCAGUGAGCAAAGUAUGAACCUCUUGAUGUGGAUGUUGCAGGUGAAAGGCCUGGUCUUAAUUCAUUUUGGCACUACAAUCCCACAGGUUGCCUAUGCAGUCACAAUUGCUAUGCUCUGUACAAAAUUCCUGCAUUAUCCCCUUCGAGCAUCCUGCUACAUUGGCAAAAAAGCUGCUCAGUAUUUCCACCCAGAAAAAUUGGAGCCCCGUUAUCUGACAGAAGACGAAUACCAGGAACAAGGAGAAACAGAGACCACGAAGGCCCUAGAGGAACUGCGCAUAUUCUGUAGGAAUCCCACUUUCCCCUCCUGGGUAGCUGUGGUCAGACUGCAAUCUCCACAAAAGUUUGCAAACUUUGUUCUAGGUUCUCCUCAUGUAUCUGCUGAAGAAAUGACAGCCCAUGAGGCACAGUAUGGCAUCGGAGGAGUCCUCCUGGAGCAACAGCUUUUCCAUCAAGAGACCGAGACAGAACCAGAGCCCCAAAAUGCUUCUGAGGUGGAGGAGAGAAACAAAGAAGAGGGACUGAGACUAUUACAACCAAACAUCCGGCAUUUUCACAGUAGAGAAUUUCUUUGAGCUGGUGCCCAGGUCAGCAAAAGCAUGCAAUAACAUGCUUUUUUGAACUGUAGAGGGCAGUUUAGACAUUUUGAAGGACUUACCAUGACUUCACUGUUUUCCAGGAAGCACUUAAGUUUGCAAAGCCAUCAUGAUUAGAGUUAUGUAAGGAGGCAGUCCAGGCACACCUGAACAAUACUGGAUUUAGCCAAUGUCUCUGCUUAGAGGAACCAUUUGCUGGAGGUUUGAUGAGGCAGCCUGUGGAGGGCUGGAACAAGGAAUUCCUCUCAGUUGCUUUAUCAAUUUACAAGGCUCACUUUACAGCGGUCUUUUUUUUUUUUUUGCCUGAUCAUGGUUUCUAAGUUUGCACAUUAUUCCAUGGUGUGCUUAACUCUCAUUUGCUGAGUUUACGCAAACAUGUUAAGCCAUAACUUUCAAAAUGGCUGCAAUCCAACACAAUCACAUUGCUUGGGACCAGUGACCCACUGAAGACAACUGAUGUUGGGAAAAUGAGCUGAGAAAUUGAAGUUACUGUUGAUUAACCACUUUAUGCUAAUUAUUUCUCUCCAGUAAUUGGGUUGGUUAUUUGUUGCUUGACUUUUUGUCUUUGGCCAACUGUUUUUUUCCCCUUGAUAUACUUUGAUGUUUUUUUCUAUAAGUCACAUGGUGUCACUAUGGAAUCAAGCAGUCUUGAAAUUGAAGUACAUAAAUGAACGUAUGAAAGGCUUAGAAGCAUAUGUGUAAGGAAAGACAGUUAAGAGUUGCUUUGGCUCCAACCAGCUGAUUUCGGAUGGAGGUCUGAAGCUUUGUUUUUGUUUCAUUUUAAAGAAACUUGAUUUUUCUUUUGAGGCAACAGGCUGCCAAAAGAAUUGUGUAAUUGUAGGUUACUAGGACUCUGAUUUUCCUUGCACUGCAUCCUGACUCCUUUGGACUUGGUAAAUAUGCUUUGGUUUUCAUAGCAGUUCAUGAUUUGGGAUGCAAACUCUUAAGUCUCUAGUCCUUAAAUUGAAACAUUUCACCUAGAAAUAUGUGUACUUAACAUGCUCUUAGAAACAUGGAAAGGGAACCAAGGAGAUCUUGUUCUUGAAUUACUCUCUAAUUGCUUCAUAUUAGUCUAGCAUGCAUGAGUCCAUUAAGUUUGCCGUAAUGUCAUCAUGAUCUCCCUGAUUAACCUAUCCCACUGGCUUUUGUGAAGAUUUAAAAAAAUGGAGAGACCAUCUUAUAUACCUUGAUUUUUUAAAAAGUUGAAGUAUAAAUGUAAA
Molecule: messenger RNA, 2624 nt
Organism: Pseudonaja textilis
Lineage: Eukaryota; Metazoa; Chordata; Lepidosauria; Squamata; Elapidae
Gene: NEMP2
Product: nuclear envelope integral membrane protein 2
Cellular component (GO): nuclear envelope
Source: RefSeq, a predicted model, not a curated record